CUCCGGCAAGUACAAGCGUCGCGCUUGUACUUAAACAAAAAUAAGAAAGCACUUUAUACAUAAGCUACGCUUAUAAAAUAAUCAGUUCCAUAAGAUUACAUUAUCGAAUAAAAAUUAUAUUUAACCGGACGUACAAUGGUGGACUACAGCAAAUGGAAAGAUAUUGAAAUUUCAGAUGACGAGGAUGACACUCAUCCAAACAUUGAUACACCAUCAUUAUUUAGAUGGCGUCAUCAAGCAAGAAUUGAAAGAAUGGAAGAACGAAAACGUGAGCAAGAGGAACAUCAGAGAAAAAAAGUGGAAACUUUGCAAAAAUUAAAAGAUACAAAGGAGAAACUUGCAAAAUUGGAAAAUGAACAAAAGGAUGUAGCUGACUUAACUACAUUAAAAAAAGUUCUGCAAGAUCUUGAAGAGGAAGAGAAAAAGAUUCAAGAAAGAGAAGAAGAAAUGAAGAAGAAAGAAAAACUAACACCUUGGAAUGUUGAUACUAUUGGCCAGGAUGGUUUUACAAAGACAGUAAUUAAUAAAAAGCCACCACGUAGAGAAGAUGACACUGGUUUGUCAGAUGAAGAGAAGGAAAAGAAAAUGAAACAAUUUGUAAAAGAAAAUGAAAAAAAAUUAGAAAAAUUUGGUAUGUUGAGGAAGUAUGAAGAUAGCAAGGCAUUCUUGACUGAAAAUCCUCAAUUAGUGUGUGAAAAUACUGCAAAUUAUUUGGUAAUUUGGUGUAUUAAUCUGGAAAUAGAUGAAAAACAUGACUUAAUGGAACAUGUUGCUCAUCAAUGUAUAUGCAUGCAAUAUAUUUUGGAAUUAUCAAGACAGUUGGAUGUUGAUCCAAGAGCAUGUGUGAGUUCAUUCUUCAGUCGUAUUCAAAUUGCUGAAGUAGAAUAUAAAAAUUCCUUUGAUGAUGAAUUAAGAGGAUUUAAAGACAGAAUACGUAAGAGAGCUGCUGAAAGAGUAGCAGAUGCCCUUAAACAAGUUGAAGAAGAAGAAAAAGAAGCACGUCUUGGUCCAGGUGGUCUAGAUCCAGUUGAAGUGUUUGAAAGCCUUCCAGAGCCUCUACAAAAAUGCUUUGAAUCACAAGAUAUUCCUUUGCUGCAUCAAACACUAGCAGCGAUGUCACGAGAAGAAGCAUCUUAUCAUAUGAAACGAUGUGUCGAUAGUGGCCUUUGGGUACCUGAUACAAAAACUAAGGAAAAAAAAGAUGAAGAAGAAUCUGUAGAAGAUGUUGAAGGAACAACUGAUCCGGAAUAA
Molecule: messenger RNA, 1251 nt
Organism: Habropoda laboriosa
Lineage: Eukaryota; Metazoa; Arthropoda; Insecta; Hymenoptera; Apidae
Gene: Cdc37
Product: hsp90 co-chaperone Cdc37
Exons: 5
Coding region: 136-1251 (371 amino acids)
Biological process (GO): protein folding; protein stabilization
Cellular component (GO): cytoplasm
Molecular function (GO): protein-folding chaperone binding; heat shock protein binding; protein kinase binding
Source: RefSeq, a predicted model, not a curated record